AUGCCUGGCACCGUGCCAACCGAUCUGGAAUGGUACCGGCAGCUCCGUGUGAUCCAGCUUCGCGAUGAUACAUUAGAUGGUUCAUGGCUAGUCACCCAAUCUGCCACUGUGAGCGGCGUAGGAUAUGUCAAUCAUUCCAAUCGAAUGCAUGCCCCCUCGCACCAUGAUUGCUGUUUCGACGACGACGGGGUUGGCAGCCUGAUGUCAUACAUCCGAUUCCGCGACCCGGCGUCAGGUACCUGGUCAUUCGACGUGCAUGAAUUAUGCUGGCAGAUUCUACUGCAGAGAGUCCCGGGGGGCCGAUCCGACCUCACCAAGGUUUCCACUCUCCUAUUCCAGAUGAUGUUUUGUACCACAUGGGACAAGCAUAGAUACCUUCGUCCUGAUCAUGACUUCGGUGGCGCAGCCCAAUUUCAAAAGCCGAUGGGGGCUGUGAUUCACGAUAUGAUCGACCAAGGAUUUGAUUAUCUCUCGGCUUGUCCUUCACAGUUCCGCGAUCUGGCAGAGAUUCUAUCGUUUGCUACCCCGGACACUCAGUUCUGCCCUCAACAAUCCACGCAUAGAGCCUGGAGGCCGUCUUCGCGCGAUGACAUAUUCUCCUCACUUCCAGUCGAGGUUCUACUUAUGAUUGUGUCCGUCCUCCCUUCACCCGACAUUCAGCAGUUGCGAUUGGCGUCAAGAAGUCUUGCAUCCGCGACUGAUCCGUCAUCGCUGCCUCAGUUCUUCUGGCGCACCAGGUUUCUGGCAGAUGGUGAGAUGGGAUUUGCUUGGCCCGCUAACUCGACGGGUGAUCUCAACUGGCGUGACGCUUACUUUACGCUGAAGCAUGCUUUGAGCGAUACCUCCGGCUCCAACUUUGCGCAGGCCAGAAACCGGCGGCGAAUAUGGAGACUCGCUGAUAUCAAUGCGGCUCUGCUUUCUCAGUUCUUGGAGGGAACCGACCUUUGUGGCAGUAUCUGUACCAAAAACGCAGGUCUGUCUCAUAGCCCCAAUACAACUACUGAAAAUGGGACACACGGUAAAAUGCUCAGCGCCCAAGUCUCGGAGGACUCUCACCGGCUACUUUCUGUAGGAAGUCUGAGGCUCCACGAUAGGACCGUCAUUCUACCUUUGGACGCCUCCACUGUCAAGACCAUUCGUGUUUAUGUGGUUUACUUUAACUUGCAGUGUUUCAUCUCCGGUCUGGAAUUUGAACUUCUGAACCUUUCUACUCAAGCGCUUUCCGACAUUGCUCUGGGAUUCACGCCACCCAAUGCGGGCCAUUUGAUCCAAAUUGCCCCGUCCGUUUGUGUAACAGGAUUUGAACUAGAAGUCAGUUCGCGAGGCAUCACCAAUCUAAGAGUGCUCGUUGAAGGAAGCGACCACGGUGCAUGUCCGCCGCAGUGGGUGCGAGAUCAAGAGACGGACCGGGCCGAUAUCGGGUUGGGAAAGCUGAACUUCGGCGCUAUGAAAGCACGACGAAUCCGACUGGUCGCUAUGUUUGAUGCAUUCAAAAUGAUUGCCUUGGGAUUUACCGAAGCCAGUGACACCGUUUCGGAAAACGACAACAGUUUCACACUCCAACCAAUGUGGACACCCACCUAUCCAAGAGAAGCCGUAUCCCUCGUUCCUGAAUUGCAGCCAGCAUUGCAAGGGUACAACCGUAUGCUGAAUAUUGAUUUCGCGGGUGCCAACAGUCAGAAGCUUUUGCAACUCACAAGGAUAGUGAUCCAUAUCCUCAAUGACUCGGCACCCAUUGUAGGAUUCACCUUCUAUUCCGAUAACCGGACCUCUACCCACUUCGGUCGACAGGGUUCGAUGGAAGUAUCUUGGUUGAUUGAUGGACCCGGUGGGGAGUAUGUCACAGGUGUCACAGUCGCGAAGUCCACCAAGGAUAGUCGAAUCCUGUUACUUCGGGUACUCGCAUCUCUUCGUUCGGCAUGCCACUGA
Messenger RNA from Aspergillus aculeatus ATCC 16872, 1929 nucleotides. RefSeq names its product F-box protein. Lineage: Eukaryota; Fungi; Ascomycota; Eurotiomycetes; Eurotiales; Aspergillaceae. The record is from RefSeq and is a predicted model, not a curated record. Gene Ontology annotation, molecular function: protein binding. The transcript has 2 exons. Bases 1 to 1929 code for a protein of 642 amino acids.